This is a messenger RNA of Psammomys obesus (fat sand rat), 2496 nucleotides long. RefSeq names its product N-glycanase 1 (gene Ngly1). Gene Ontology annotation, molecular function: peptide-N4-(N-acetyl-beta-glucosaminyl)asparagine amidase activity. Bases 68 to 2023 code for a protein of 651 amino acids. The transcript is spliced from 12 exons. Gene Ontology annotation, biological process: glycoprotein catabolic process; protein deglycosylation; protein quality control for misfolded or incompletely synthesized proteins. Lineage: Eukaryota; Metazoa; Chordata; Mammalia; Rodentia; Muridae. Gene Ontology annotation, cellular component: nucleus; cytosol; cytoplasm. The record is from RefSeq and is a predicted model, not a curated record.
CCCAGGCGCUUCAGCGCCUGCUCAGUCGGGCCGCGGCGCGCGUGGUGGCGAAGGCUGCCGCUCAGCCAUGGCGUCGGCCGCUCUGGGCAGCUCGUCGAGCUCGGCGUCCCCGGCCGUGGCCGAGCUCUGCCAGAACACCCCGGAGACCUUUCUGGAGGCCUCCAAGCUGCUGCUCACCUACGCCGACAACAUCCUGAGAAACCCAAAUGAUGAAAAAUACAGAUCCAUCCGUAUUGGGAACACAGCUUUUUCUACUAGACUCUUGCCUGUCAGAGGAGCUGUUGAAUGUUUAUUUGAAAUGGGCUUUGAAGAGGGAGAAACACAUCUUAUAUUUCCUAAAAAAGCUUCAGUGGAACAGCUGCAGAAAAUCCGUGACCUGAUUGCCAUAGAGAGAAGCAGCAGAUUGAGUAGAUCAAAUAAGAAGGUGGAAUUUUCUCAGCAACCUGCUGUCGUCAGGCCUCCUCCAGAGCAGUCUGAAGAUCCUACUAGGUUAACACAGCACUCAGGAAACCAAGCAGGGCAGCUACCAACUGUGCCUUCUGCUCCGAUGGUUGUUGGUGAUUCAACCAUCUUAAAAGUUCUUCAGUCCAACAUUCAACAUGUGCAGCUCUAUGAAAAUCCUGUCCUUCAGGAGAAAGCAUUGACUUGUAUCCCAGUCAAUGAACUAAAAAGAAAAUCUCAAGAAAAGUUAUUCAGAGCUAGAAAGUUAGAUAAAGGUACUAAUAUAAGCGAUGAGGACUUCCUUCUACUGGAGCUCCUGCACUGGUUUAAAGAGGAGUUUUUUCACUGGGUGAAUAACAUCGUGUGCACCAAAUGUGGUGGAGAAACUAGGUCUAGAGAUGAAGCAUUGCUGCCCAAUGAAGAUGAGCUGAAAUGGGGUGCAAGCAAUGUGGAGGAUCAUUACUGUGAUGCCUGCCAGUUGAGCAAUCGCUUCCCAAGAUAUAACAACCCUGAGAAACUUUUGGAAACAAGAUGUGGACGCUGUGGCGAGUGGGCCAAUUGUUUUACACUGUGCUGCCGUGCAUUAGGGUUUGAAGCUCGCUAUGUGUGGGAUUACUCAGACCAUGUUUGGACGGAAGUCUAUUCUCCAGCUCAGCAGCGGUGGCUGCACUGUGAUGCAUGUGAAGACGUCUGUGACAAACCUCUCCUGUAUGAAAUAGGAUGGGGAAAGAAGCUUUCCUAUAUCAUAGCAUUCUCUAAAGAUGAGGUAGUUGACGUCACCUGGAGAUACUCUUGUAAACAUGAUGAGGUGAUAUCCAGGAGGACCAAGGUUAAAGAAGAGUUGCUUCGAGAAACUAUUAAUAGACUUAAUAAGCAGAGACAGCUGUCAUUGUCAGAGAACAGAAGAAAAGAGCUUCUCCAGAGGAAAAUUGUGGAGCUCGUUGAAUUUAUAUCUCCCAAAACCCCUCAACCCGGACAACUUGGUGGAAGGGUGUCUGGGUCACUGGCUUGGAGAGUGGCCCGAGGUGAGAUGGGUCUAGAGAGAAAAGAAACUCUGUUCAACCCUUCUGAAAAUGAGAAGAUUUCUAAGCAGUUUCAUCUCUGUUAUGAUAUUGUGAAGGACCAUUAUAUCCGAGUCUCAGAUAACAAUGCAAACAUUUCUGGAUGGGAGAAUGGUGUGUGGAAAAUGGAAUCCAUAUUCAGAAAAGUCGAGACAGACUGGAACAUGGUGUAUUUGGCCCGAAAAGAAGGAUCAUCUUUUGCCUAUAUUUCCUGGAAGAUUGAGUGUGGGUCAGCUGGCCUAAAAAUAGAUACCAUCUCCAUCAGAACAAGUAGCCAAACCUUUGAGACUGGAUCAGUGAGUUGGAGACUGCGGUCUGACACAGCUCAGGUCAAACUGCAGGGAGAUAAAAGUCUUCAUUCCUAUAAUGAUUUUUCUGGAGCCACAGAAGUUACAUUGGAAGCAGAGUUAAGCAGAGGAGAUGGAGAUGCUGCUUGGCAACAUACCCAGCUAUUUAGACAAAGUUUAAAUGACUGUGGAGAAAAUGGCUUGGAGAUAAUUAUAAAUUUUAGUGACCUCUGAAAGCCUGAACUUGAGGGCAGAGCUGGCCACAAUCAAGGACCUGCCAUGCCAUGUAUUAGCUCAGUGUGUGUCUACUUGGCAGUUUAGCACCCUACCCAACAGGUUUUUUUUUGCUGGCUACCCAUCAUGUAAUCCUCAUUAAAAUAUAUCUUCAUAGUGUGAACCAUAACAACUUUUCAAUUAAAUACUCACUUUUUCUGUGACUAUAAUUUGGCAUAAGAUAUUUGGCAUAAAAUAACCAUAUGAAAUUAUAAUCUGAGCAGUAGGGUUGUAAAAGAAAAUGAUGGUGUUCAUGAUUAAAUGCUGCUCAUGACUGGGGCUACUAGUUACUUAACAUUUUCUGAUUAGAUUUUCUUAACACUUAAUUUUUAAAAACUAUCAAAGUCAAGUAUCCUUUAGGUUAUAUGAUGCAUGAGGCUGUUAUGAUUGUAAAUAUAUGACGGUUAAAAAAUAAAACAGAUUAUUUUGCUUUA